Dermacentor silvarum is the source of this 735-nucleotide messenger RNA. RefSeq lists its product as uncharacterized. Bases 79 to 681 code for a protein of 200 amino acids. NCBI's taxonomy places the organism in Eukaryota, Metazoa, Arthropoda, Arachnida, Ixodida, Ixodidae. The transcript has 4 exons. The record is from RefSeq and is a predicted model, not a curated record.
UCCAGACAGCCGCUGCUGUGCAGAAGCCAAGGUACCUACCAGCAGGAGCUGCCACCGGGAGCAGGCGUGGGCAAAAGAAUGGAGGCCCUCAACGUUACCAAUCCCAAGCCUCACACCAACAGCAGCGACAACCUUGUGUCCGUGCGGCAUGACGCGUUGUCGAGGCUCCUCAACAUCUUUCUGUCUGUGCACCUGCACUCGGGAGACAUCGAGCAGCCCGCCAAACGGUGGCUCGAGAAGGACCCAAACGACACGAUCCGACUGUUGGCGACGCUCAACGACUCGUCAUCCUCGAUAGCGCCGUGGUCCUCUUCUCCCUCCGCCAUCCCGGUAGAGUUCGGGGCGCCCGUGCAAGUAGCGACCGCAGCGCCCCGCGAGGAUGUCGAGUUGCUCCUGUCGGUGAUGCUGACCACCGCGUGCGUCUUCCUCUGCUUCCUCCUCCUGCUGACCGUCAAGUGCUGCGCCAAUCUGUGCUGCAUUGACUUGCUCUACUGCAUCGCCCACUGCGGACGCCGACCACCCACAGUGAAGCCAGACCCAAAGUCCGCAGAGCCUGUCGUCCUACGAUUGCUGCCAGAUCGCGCCUCGUUGGAGCGGCUUCUGCGCGAAGAGGACAGCGCCAAGAAGAAGGCGGGCCCAUCACGCUUCGAAAAGAAGACGUUCUACUUGCACAGCGUGUGAAACACAGCGGCCGGGCAUUGAGGAUCGCGCACCUGGAACGGAGGGACAGCUCUA